Drosophila miranda is the source of this 1015-nucleotide messenger RNA. Its product is annotated as serine/threonine-protein kinase SIK1-like. The record is from RefSeq and is a predicted model, not a curated record. The transcript is spliced from 2 exons. The coding region runs from base 518 to 802 and encodes 94 amino acids. Lineage: Eukaryota; Metazoa; Arthropoda; Insecta; Diptera; Drosophilidae.
CAAAAGCAAAGAGGAUACAAAAAAUAAUUGGAUAAACAAAUUCAAUUAAAUAUCAACAAAUAAGAAAAAAGUGUGUACCUGCAACACGUGCCCCCCGCCCACACUGGAGGGGCAUGGCCCACUGCCCACUGGUGAGCAUCCGUUGGAGCAGCCGCAGCAGCAGCAGCAGUAGCAAUUAGAAUGUGCGGAAGCCAAAAAGAAGAGAGAGAAUUUAGUGUCUCUGUUCUUGUUGUUGCUGGCGGCGCUGCUGCUCUCUCCCCUGACCAGCGUCCGUAUUUUGUGUGUGUGUGCUUAUGUGUAUCUGUGUGAGAGCGCCGCCAGCAGGCAUUGAAUGUGACAGCACCGACUCCAUGUCCAAAGCGACUACAAAAGAAAAUGCAGUUUAAGUGAAUUUCCUGCGUGGACGACACGACAGCCAAUUACGGAAGCGGGAUCGAGUGCCGCUACUUCGCUGAUCCCCACCAAAUCCGAGCACCGCGCCACAACGCAACACAGCGAGAGAAAGCCAGUCUUAGCGAUGGCCUCCACACCGACACAAGCAGCCCCACCAGUCGCAGCAGUCGCAGCAGCCGCACCAAUACCAGUACCAGUGUCCAUGCCACAAAACUACAAAGUGCCAUCGACCAGCAAGAUAUCCGUGGACAAGCUGCUGCGCGUCGGCUACUAUGAGCUGGAGAAGACCAUCGGAAAGGGAAACUUCGCUGUCGUGAAGCUGGCCACCAACAUUGUGACCAAGACAAAGGUCGAUUAUGGUAUCGAUCUAGAUCAGCAUCAUCACUGCCUCCGAUUAAUUAUCGAAUAACUUCAGUUAUCGAUGAUUUUGACUUCAUUCCAUCCCCAGUCCACAGUUUCCGAGCUUCUGUGAAUGAUUUCUGAUUGCGUAUUCUGCUGAAUGAAAUUGAUUUUGGUGAUUACUCUUUGAUUAUAUUGUUUAUUGCCGCGUGAAUAUGUGUAGAGCAAUUAUUUACACAACUUAUUGACAAUCGGGAGUUUCGUUUCGGCUUUCGGUUGCUUU